AUGCCUGGAAGUCCUUGGGCCGAACACUGUCCACGUGAUGCAGAUUGGUGCCACAGCGAGCACAACUGGUGCCAGCUGCCGUGGUGUUUCGUUGGCGAAGGAUGUCGAAGCAGAGUGGUCAGCACAGUGUUCAGUGGUUCAGCAGCGGCCUACCGCAGUUACGACACGUGCUUGUCCACUCCAGAUUGUUCUGACCUGCCUUACGAUAAUGCCUGUCCUUUCGAUUGGACGUAUUCCAGCUGGAGCACUGCUGCACAAUGCGCCUACAACUGGUCGGAUGUUUGCGACUGCAUAUACCAGGGUGCCAAACUGCCUGCAGAUCUCAUCCGACACUUCCCUUUGGAAUUUCCAGGUAAGUUCAAGGACUACCGCAACAUCGCAGUCUACGGUACGACCUGCGCUGCGUGGGAUCAGGUGCCACACACGCCGCUUUCUGCACACUGUAAGCCGGGAUCGAACUGGACCGACUUGGAAUACAACUGGUGUCAACUUCCUUGGUGCUACGUGGAUUCAGCGUGUCCAACAAGACUGAGGACGCAGCUCUUCCAUGGGUCAAAUACAUCAUACUUCAGCUACGAUGCAUGCGGGAAUGCGCCGGACUGCUACCACGACUUCGCAAACCCUCGUUGCCCGUAUGAUCCGUAUGGGACGAAGUCAUACAAAAUUCACAAAGGCAGUGGAUGCGAAUGCGUCUAUCAAGGGGAUUUGCUCCCGAGCUACAUCUACGAGAACUUUCCGCUUCACCAGCGUGGACUCUAUGCUAACCUGACAGGAAUUGGAAUUUACGGUACAACCUGUGCAGCAUGGGAUCAAAUGCCGGAAACUCCCCUGGCAGAGCACUGUCCUCGCGAUGCCGACUGGUGUCACUCAGAUUUCAACUGGUGCCAGCUGCCUUGGUGCUAUGUAUCCCGGGAGUGCUCCAGCAAGCUAAGAACACGAAUCCCGGCUGCAAAUCAUCAUUCGUGA
Molecule: messenger RNA, 966 nt
Organism: Symbiodinium necroappetens
Lineage: Eukaryota; Dinophyceae; Suessiales; Symbiodiniaceae
Source: the annotation of a GenBank genome assembly